Prorocentrum cordatum is the source of this 2283-nucleotide messenger RNA. NCBI's taxonomy places the organism in Eukaryota, Dinophyceae, Prorocentrales, Prorocentraceae. The record is from the annotation of a GenBank genome assembly.
AUGCAUCGACGAUGCGGCGCGAUCCUCCGAUCCCAUCUACUCGGACCCAAUCUGGGAGGCCUCUGCCUGAGGGAUGGGACCCGCAGGAGGGGGGGUGGAGCACAUGUUGAGCCUUCACUGGUGGAGGUUCUCGUCCUCGGGGCCCCAUCCCUGUGGGUCCCACCUUUGAGCCGCCGGCCGUCGCUUCCCUCGGGGAAGGCGGAGCGGCACGAGCAUCCGUGCUCGAGGGCCCGCGCGGAUCUCCUGGAUCGGUGCUGGACCCCCUGGCGGGCGGGGAGGGGGCCAGCACCGCUCCGAGAAGGCCGUGCGGGACCUUCGAGCGCGCGCGCGUCCGUGCCGCCGUUGCCUCUCCUGCACCCGCGAGCCGACCACCGCGGGCCUGCCCCCGCGGGGCAGGUGGAGGAGCCUGGUGAAGUACGUGCUGGACCCUCGGCGGAUGGUCCACACGUACUCCCUGCUCCUCCUCAUCUGUCUGUUCAUCCCCGGCCCCUACUUCGCCGACGCCGCCCUGUCCUCGUACAAGCUGCCGGUGUCGGAGGGCAUGCGCCUGUCCAACGAGGAGUUCGGGCUCCUCUUCGCCGUGAGCUCGCUCACGGGCGUGCUCUGCGGCCCCGUGGGCGCCGCCAUCACGCGCCUGGGCCGCACCUCCACCCGGCCGUGGCCCUCGGCGCGGGGCUGGCCUGCGCAGUCGGCUCCCUGUUCACGGUCCUGGGCUUCCGCUGGGGCUUGCUGCGCGUGAUGCUCCUGGCCCGCUGCGUGUUCUGGCUGGCGCUCAACGCCCUCCUGAUGGUGCAGACGCUGCUCGUCUACAGCAUCUUCAAGGGUAAGGCCGUGGACGUGGCCUACAGCCUGAUCGUGACGGCCUGCCGCCUGGGAGGUGUGCUCGGGUACUGCCUGUCGGGCCCCAUGCUCGGCAGGUGCGGCCUCGAGGGCGCCCUGUGGGUGUCUGUCGGCAUGGUCUUCCUGGCCUUUGGCGCCACGCUGCUGUUCGCGUACCUCUUCCGAGGCUCGGCCACCGCCCGCUCUGUGCGUCCGCACCUCGAGCGCCGCCGAUCCUCUCGCAGCCCAGCGAGCUCUCCCCGCAGUCAGACGGGCUCCGUGCGCCCGGAGCCGAGCGAGUUCUCGCUGCGCCUGCUGCGGAGCAUGCCAAGGAGCGUCCUCUCGCUGACCUUCGCGACCGGCGCCUUGUACGGUACAGUGUUUCCUUUCGAGGUCGUGGCCAACGACAUGCUGCAGAACGAGUUCCGCUACGACGCCAACAGCGCGGGCUACCUCGUGACGGUGAUCCCUGCGGUGUCCAUCUUCUCUCCGCUGCUCAGCCAGCUCCUUGGCACGGGUGUGCGCUGCAGGCUCGCCUGGUGCUGCGCAGGCUUCGUCAUGCUCAUAUCUGCGCAGCUGCUAAUUUGCACUUGGGAUCCCUCGGUGACAAUUCCGUGCCUGGCGCUCAUGGGCCUCGGCUUCGCAGCGUCGGUCUGCUCCAUCUGGACGACGCUGCCCCUGCUGCUCAGGCUGGAGGUGCCAGAGGAGGACUACAAGGCCAUGGAGGGGCUGGCGACGAGCCUGGGCUUCUCGACGCUGGCGGUGACGCAGUUCAUAUCCAACCUCGCCGUGGGGGCCCUGAGGGACGCGGGGUCCUACAGGGCGGCCUGCGCCUGGCUGGCCUCCGUCAGUUCCGCCGGCCUACUGUGCUUGGUGCCACCGGCCCCUCGCCUGCCACGCGCCGUUGGCGGGCGCCGCCGCCUGCGCGCCCGCGGCGCCCGAGGAGGCGGCGGACUGGAGCAGCGCGGGCAGCCGCACGCCCGCGGAGGCGGGCACGGCGGGCCGCGACUCCAGCCGCGGGGUUCCUCGACCUGUGUGCGGUCGACGGGGACUCCCGUCGGACCGCCCCGCUCGUCCAGGAGGACUACUACGCGCAGUGAGAGUGCCACCCUCAUUUUGUGGUACCCCAGCGCUUCUGACCCGCUCACUCACUGGUGCCUCGACGGCGUCGAAUGGUCUGAUGGCGGUGGUGCACGACCUGCCCAACAUAUGUGGUCUCCCCUCCGUGCCUCCCGGGCAGCGCCGCCGGGCCGCUUCUGCUCCCGGUGCCGCGCGCCGCGGCCGCCCGCGGACACGGGCCGCGACGGGGCACGCGCGCCGGCGCCUGCCGCGCGCAGUGCUCGGGCGAUCCAGGGCCCGCCGCGCAGACGGGGGAUGCAACAUAACCUGGUGCGUGCCGCCGAAUUCUGGGUUUUUCUCCUGGCCUGGCCCUCCCACAGCAGCAGCAGCAGCAGCAGCAGGUGA